UUUUCCUCGCCACUGAAUUCUUCCCUGUACUGGUCGUAGGAGUGCCGUGGGGUGCCCGUGAGCAGUGCAAACGUGUUUUCCGUGUAGAGACAAAGUGAAGUGCGCGCGGCAGGAUGCAGUCGGACAGCGAGGAGAGCUGGAUAGCAGCAAUUGAGAAUCAGUACAUGGAGGCGAUUGAGAAUCAGCCAGAUUUCGAGACGGAACUCAUCGCGGAGCGAGAUGCUGUCAUUAAGCAUGUGUGGAGGUCCUUUCAGGAGUCCGCCACGGCAGUGGCGCAGCUCUACAAAGAUCGAUCGAGUGGCCACGAUUCGGGGCUCCUGUGGUUGCCAUUUCAGACAGCUGCCGGAACCAUAACAACACUCUACAAAGACUCCACCGAGGGUCUGCGGAGAAUUGGCGAUGUUGCCGUGCAAUGUGGCUACCAAAGACGUAACAAAGAGAUCGCAGCCUGGGCGAAGAAGCGCCGAAGAAACAUCAGACGCGAAGAUCUCCUCUCCUACUUGGCCGGAAAGCCUCCGCCACCACUUCACGUAUCUCGAGCUUCCCAAAUGAGAUCAUCUCCGAAGCCAGAACAACACAUCAACAAUCAUCACAAUUUAAUGCAACACGGUGCAACACCUUUUGUGAGUCCUCAGCUGCCUCUGGCCACGGAGCCCGAGAUGCACACGUUCAAAGAAGCCUUAGCACGAAGAUCCAGGGGUCCUGAGCUUUAUGCGUUCGUUACCGGAGAAGUAGCCCGCCACUGUAAACGUCCGGCAAGUCCCUCACUAGACGUCAAUAUGGAAUCCUUAGGCAGUAAACGACAACGUUUCUUGUAGGAUCUAGGGAGAAGCCCUCAGUUAGGUGGUAACAUUAAUCUUUUUCUCAAAAAACAAACAAACAAACAUUUUCAAACUUCAAAAAUAAUAGAACAGCGUCAAACUACACGCAAACACUGUUUAAAAGGAAAGGUGUAAAGAAGAAUAUUUUUCAAUUCUUAAACAUUUAAUAGCAAUUGAAUCGAGAAUUCAAGUUUUCAACAAUUUAAAGAUUUUGCAAGAGCGACAGAGCAAAAGAGGGGGAGAGAGAGAGAAAGAGAGAAAAAGAGGAUAAAAGUUCGAUAAGUUAUCGUAAAUAAUUACUCUAUAAGAUUCCAUAAUGUUUAUUCAAUGUUCAACUCUUUUUCCUCACCUUUGAAUUUGGCAAUUAGCGUGUAAUGUAUUAAGAUUUUUUUCUUUUUCUAUUCGAACGGAGAUUUUUUUUUUCACUAUAAUUUUGUCUUCUCUAUAAAUUGUUAUAUUGUGAUUUUGUCUCUGUUAAUUUUGUCUCCUUUCAGUUCAAUUUGAGAGAAUCCAUACAUUUUGACCAUCAUUGAAAAAAAAACACUCUGAUGAUUUAUAAGAAGAAAUAAUACAUUAAAAAAAUGAAGGAGGAAAUCAUUGAAAUGUUCACCCCAAAUCUCAAUAGCAAGAGAAGAAGAAGAAGAACGAUAACGCAAUAAUCUUAUAUCGAGAUAAUGCCUUUUUACAACAUUUUUCUACUAGACUUCAGAGACAAUUCGAGAACGUUAUUGAGCAUAAAUUGUGCAUGUUGCAUCUCAUAGCCGCCAAUUUGACUCAUUCCCCCUGUUUUCCGAUUGAAACAAAUAAUGUACAGACAGGAAAUUCUCAAGUGUUUUGUGGCAGAAAGACUAGAUAAAUGCUGAACGAUGGACUUUUUUGUCCCACAACCGAUAUUUCUUUUUUUUUCUAAAUUGCUUACAGUCACGUGAUUUCUGCCACAUUUAUGCUGCAUUUUUAAGGCAUUGCGAAAUGCAUCGAAAAUCGCUUCCAUGGCAUGAUGAGAAGUGAUUGUUCACUUCUUUGUUAUGAGCUUCACGAUAAUGAAUUAUUGAGUAUCUGGCAAUUUAAUUUGUGUCACAAGACGAAAGAAAAAAAAAACAGUAAAAUUCGCUGUUGAGAUGCAAGUUUGACGACAUGGAGAAUCAACCAAAAACAGCAUUAAAGACUAGAAAAAAGCUCAUGAACUUGAAUAGUAACAGCGCUGAAGAGAGACAACAAUUGCAGGAGUGUUGAGUUAAAUAUUAUUGCGAGAAUAUCUUUAGUUGUAAUAUUUAAGCAAGGCGCGUAAUUGUUGUGUACUUUUUUAACUUAUAUAUAUAUACAAUGAGAAAACACACAGAAAACUUUCUUUGGGAGUUGUUUUUUUUUCGUAAAGAGUAAUUUAUAUUAUAUAAACUUUAUAAAAAGAUUAAAAAAAAAGUAUAAAGAUGGAUAAAAAUUUAGCAUUAAGAAUUGACAUUAAAACAAGUUUUGAGCAGAGAAAACAAUUUAAAGGGACACACAAAAAUACACUCAACAAUUAAGAAAAGCAAAAGGCAAAA
Molecule: messenger RNA, 2362 nt
Organism: Phlebotomus argentipes
Lineage: Eukaryota; Metazoa; Arthropoda; Insecta; Diptera; Psychodidae
Product: HUWE1-associated protein modifying stress responses
Exons: 5
Coding region: 114-818 (234 amino acids)
Source: RefSeq, a predicted model, not a curated record